Molecule: messenger RNA, 2132 nt
Organism: Centropristis striata (black sea bass)
Lineage: Eukaryota; Metazoa; Chordata; Actinopteri; Perciformes; Serranidae
Gene: trim110
Product: tripartite motif containing 110
Exons: 7
Coding region: 385-1914 (509 amino acids)
Molecular function (GO): zinc ion binding; protein binding
Source: RefSeq, a predicted model, not a curated record
UUGAGGUAAUUUUGAGUCUCUUUGUAGUUGCUUUAAGUCUAUUUUUGGUCGUAUUUCCACUGAGUGUCUCUUUGAAGACUUUUUGCAUCACUUUGUAGUUGUUUUAGGCCUUUUGUGGUUGUAUUAUUCUUCUUUGUGGUCAUUUUGAGUCUCCUCCUGUUUGGUCCUUGUGUCUUUGAGUGACACAUGUACCAGCAUAUAACUUGUGCUUAUAUCUUGUUGUCUUUCAUUUGAUGUUGCACAAGCCCACAACAAGAUGCCUUGUCCUCAGCAUGUACAGUCAGUGCAAUCCUAAUCAACAUAUUUCUGCUUUCUCUCUUGUGUAUCCACUAUUAAGUUAGAAGCCUUGUAUGACACACAGCAGAGACCCCUCCCCCGCUCACUAUGGCGUCCCUGGAGGAAGAGCUGACCUGCUCCGUGUGCCGAGACAUCUUCAGCCAGGCCCACCCUCUGCCCUGCGGCCACAGCUUCUGCCAGGCCUGCAUCCGCGAGGCCUGGAGCGGCCAGAGCGACGGCAAAAGCCGCUUCGCCUGCCCCCAGUGUCAGGAGGAGCACGGCGAGGUGCUGUGUGACUGCUGCCCCCCCGACGCAGCAGAAGAACAGCCUCCGUUGGCUGUCAAGACCUGUCUGAGGUGUGAGAUCUCACUGUGUGCCCAACACCUCAAACCCCAUCUGGAGAGACCGGCGUUUAGCACCCACCUGUUGGUGGAUCCGCUGGGAGACAUCUCUCAGAGAAGGUGCCCGACUCACACGGAGAUAUUGCGCUACUACUGUGUGGAUGAGAGGGUGUAUGUGUGUGGUGACUGUCUGCUGGACGGAGGCCACGCUGAUCACAAAGUAAAGGCUCUGAGACAGGUGGAGGAGGACCUGAAGGUCAUUCUCCACAGUCUGCUCAUCAAAGCAAAGGAGAAGCUGAAAGACGGAGAACGGAUCCUCAAAGACCAUGAGAGUAUUGAUUCAACCAUGGCUGACUCUCUGAAGCAGGAUAACAGCCAGGUGGAGCGUCUGGGCUCAGACCUGCAGGUCCAGGUGAAAAACCUGGUGGAUGCUCUGAGGGAGCUCACCCAGAGGGAGAGGCAGCAGGUCAUACAGCGCGUACACGAAGACUGCUUCAAGGUGAGAGGCGACAUGACCAAGAUGCUGAGCAUUCAGCACUACCUGGCCUCGCUGCUGGCAGAGACCGACCCCUUCCUGCUUAUCUGGGCCUUUCAAUCAGAUGACACAAAGUUACUAGCCGACCUGAACAGCCCGCUUUUUGUUCCUGAUGCUGUCAGUCUGGACAGGAAACACAUCUUAGAGGACAUAGAGAGCAAAUACCGGGAGUUCAUCACCGGCACCCUCCGCUGCCUCAGUGAACUCAAGAGGGAGCUCUUAACCAGCCCGUUGACUCUGGACACCAACACGGCUCAUCCUCUGCUGAGCAUCUCUGACGACCUGCGCUCGGUGACGCGGGUUAGAAACCGGCUGCCCUGCGCCGCUCACCCUGAACGCUUCGACCACUGGCCGCAGGUCCUCGCCGCCCAGAGCUUCUCCUCUGGGACGCACUACUGGGAGCUGCUGGCUGAGGGAUUCUGGGAUAUCGGCGUCUGCUAUCGAAGUAUUGGACGGAAGGGGAAAGAGGGCAAUGCCUUCGGGAACAACAAGGUCUCGUGGAGUUUGACACAGCAGCACGACAGGAAGUUGGCUGCCUGGCACAACCGCAGGAAGACCCGCCUCAUGUCCCAGAUGACCGGCAAUCGAGUUGCCGUUGCCGUGGACUACGGCGCGGGCACCAUCACCUUCUCUGAGGUGGGGCCGUCCAACAACCUGACCCACCUCCACACCAUCUCCGCCACCUUCACUCAGCCACUGUGCUUGGGCUUCGGACUCUACAAAGCUGAGCUCAACAGCAGCAUCACUAUAGUCAAAGUCUGAGUGAAAGGAAAGGAAAGGAAAGAGUCGGAGGACGGAGGAAAUAACGGGACAAAGUGGUGUUGAUUUACUUCCACACUUCUGGAAAGACACGAGAGCUUUGAGCCUCUCUGAUGUUUCAAAAAAAGAGACAAAACCACGUUUCCUUACACUGUGAUCAGGUGGUAUUAAGGCAGGGUCUUUUUUCUCCCCUGAUAAAAGCCUGGUUGCUGAUUGGAUAG